Messenger RNA from Diprion similis, 2856 nucleotides. RefSeq names its product protein borderless (gene bdl). Gene Ontology annotation, cellular component: axon; plasma membrane. Gene Ontology annotation, biological process: dendrite self-avoidance; homophilic cell-cell adhesion; axon guidance. The coding region runs from base 447 to 2552 and encodes 701 amino acids. The record is from RefSeq and is a predicted model, not a curated record. Gene Ontology annotation, molecular function: cell-cell adhesion mediator activity. The transcript is spliced from 13 exons. NCBI's taxonomy places the organism in Eukaryota, Metazoa, Arthropoda, Insecta, Hymenoptera, Diprionidae.
CAGCAAUUACUUAGUUGACUGCUAGAAGCUCCUCCGGUUCUACACCACUCGGUGAUACCAUCGCUUGUCAGCGAGAACUAAUCUCACACUUUACUGACCCGCGAGGUUGAAGUUCACCCUGCGAUUUCCUUCAACCGCAAGUUUGGCGCGCAAAAAUAAGGCCUCGUCGGUGAUUAUGCGGUUGCUGUAGAUGCAAAUCAUCUCGUGCCUAGUGCUCGCGUUUUGUUUUAAUCGCUGAGCAAGUGGGGUUCAAGUUUUUCAAUUGGAAAUUAUGAAGUAUUGAAGUCAUUUUAUGGACAAUUGAUUAAUCAAGUUCGGUUACCGAUGAGAGAAGGGCGGUAAAAUAAUCGACAGAAGCGAUGGUGAAUCAAACAAGUGUGUGCUAGUUUUGCUAGAAUUUAUCGCGCGAAGACUAAUCGCCAAGUAUUUUUCACAUUCAAAUCGCAAUGAGGAAUGUUGGCACAUUUCUCGUUGCCCUGCUGUUCUGCAAGGCUCGGGGCUUUGCACACCUACUCGAAGAAGAAAAAGAGCCAACAUUCCUGACCGCCAGCGUCGGCGGUCACAUCGUUUUCAACUGCGACCUAGACUUUCCGCACGACCUUCCAAUCCCCUACAUCUUGCGAUGGAACCAUGAGGGGACGUUAGUAUAUUCGUGGUACGACGGUGAGUUAAUCGAGACUGAUGACUACGCUGGGAGAAUUCACCUGAUCGGGGAUGGCGGAGGCAAAGGAUACGGGCAAGGGAGUAUCAAUCUGACCAGCAUCCGCGAGACGGAUCAAGGAUGGUACGAGUGUCGGGUUAUAUUCCCGAACAGGACGCCGAGCUCCAGGAACAACGGGACGUGGGUGCACCUGACGAUAGAUGUUGGAGCAGACGGUGCCGGCAGUCCAAAUUCCUCGAGAGAAGUGCAAAUUGACGAAACGCGUGGGCAUACCGGUGUGCCCGUGCGGCCACCGAUUGUUACAGGAGAAAAUUUGCUGGCUGUACCGCCCAUAAAUCAAACCACAAUGGAAGGUAACACCGCAAACUUUGCCUGCGUAACUAAGGACACGAGCUCAGUGGUCAACUGGUAUCGAGACGGGGUUGCGAUCUCGGACAUCGAGGAGCUUCGCGACCGAGCAACCAUUCGCAGCGAUGGGACACUCACCAUCACUUCAGCCGCCAUGAGCGACCUGGGAGAAUACACCUGCACCAUUACCAGCCCAAAUAACGAAAGGCAAAGUGCCACUGCCUUUCUAAACGUUCAGUAUAAGGCGAAGGUGAUUUACGCCCCGCGAGAAGUUUACCUCCCUUACGGGAGACCCGGACUUCUGGACUGUCACUUCAGGGCGAAUCCACCCUUAACCAAUCUGCGCUGGGACAAGGACGGGUUUCUCUUCGACCCUUACAACGUUCAAGGAGUGUUUUACAGGCGGAACGGAUCUUUGUACUUCAGUAAAGUGAACGAAACUCAUUCCGGCAGUUACACUUGCACCCCAUUCAACAAUCUUGGAACCGAGGGUCCCAGUCCGCCGAUCAAUGUGAUAGUGCAAAGGCCGCCUGUUUUCACCGUAACUCCGCAGAACUUUUACAUUCAAAAACUGGGCGAGAGUAUUGAGAUACCAUGUGACGCCAGAGACGGAGAUCAGACCCAUCGUCCUACCAUCGUCUGGUUCAAGGACGGGACGCCACUUUCAUCAGAUCGAGUAGCUAUCAACGGAGGGAAUUUGACGAUCGAACGGAUCCAGGAGGAGGAUCGAGGUGUCUACCAAUGCGCGGCCAGCAACGAGGCAGCCACGGUUGUUGCUGAUGCUGAGCUUAUGGUUCUGGAUGCUCCACCGAGAGCACCGUACAAUUUAAGUGCAACAAGCAGUAGAGACACGGUGAUUUUGCGAUGGGUUCCGGGCUUCGUGCGGCCCAAGAUGGAAUACUCGGUUUGGUACAGACCAACCGACACCUCCGAAUGGCGGACGAUGAAAAUUUUGUCACGAAAGACAACUGAGGCCACAAUCAACAACUUGACCCCUGGUCGUGAGUACGAGUUCAUGGUAUUGAGCAAGUAUAAACACGGGGAUGGAAUGUUCAGCAAAGCUUUACGCAUUCAUACCAAACCAAGUGCCAUUGACGAGAACUCUGCAUCGGAAUUCAGAAGUCCAAAAGAAUCCUCGGAAUACAUGAGCACCCCACGAAAUUUGAGGGUGCAACCAGCAGUCGAAGGUUACUUGGUAACCUGGGACCCUCCAGCGCAAGGAAGCGAUCUAGUCAGAGUGUACACGGUGAGAUGGUUCCGAGGACCAUUGGAGCAGCUCUAUGGAAUGGCUGAAACCACGGACACGUCCUACUUGGUGAAAACACUCGAGGAGGAGAGCUACUACACGUUCGAAGUCACCGCGAUGUCGCUCUCCGACGAUUUCGCGACAAGCGAUCGGUUCGGCCUCGAGGUUCCGGCCUACAGAAGAAACAGGGCAAUUUCAAUGGGAAUUGUGGCAGGGAUCGGUUUUCUGGCGGCCGCAUUAGCCGCCGUCUGGUGGGCGAGGAAGAAAUUUUGUCGGGGAUUAUCUAACGAGAAGUAACGGUUUUACCGAUCACCCAUUUGCUCGUGGCAUGAUCGGGUCAAAGAAGGAAUUCAAACUACGAUGUGAACGGAAGUUGAGUCUGAAGAGAAGAUCGGUAGGUUAGGAGAAUAAAAAUAAAGAAAGAAAUUGAAAAUUCGAACUGUACUGCAUAGUGUUUGUCAAAUUUUGGAAACCAUUUUUUCACCGUUUAAGUCUAUUCCGUUUCCGGAUUAAUCGACUCCUAGAUAAGAUGUUUUUAUUCAGUGUAUGUAAUGGAUAACAUAUAAAUAAAUCAACAUCAUUAUAUGUAAUUUAAAAAUCA